Molecule: messenger RNA, 4277 nt
Organism: Symbiodinium necroappetens
Lineage: Eukaryota; Dinophyceae; Suessiales; Symbiodiniaceae
Source: the annotation of a GenBank genome assembly
GAUUUCGGACCUGUGGCACAAAACGGAUCUACAGCCUUCUGGAAUCGCAUCCCAACGUUGUCACCCUUUCAAUUCAGGUGGGUGCGAUGCCCAAUUUGCAAACCGAGUUUGAGGAGUCAGUCUUCGCUCUGGCGAAAGCCCUCCAAGUGCCUACGGGUCGUCCCUUGAUCCAGGUCUGCGACGAGUUUGAAUUCAAACUGCCGACCUUCACAGAGUGCGAUCGUCUCGUGAAGAAGAUAAGGGGCUGGUACAACACGUCCAUGCCAGCGACACUGGUCGUCACGGACCCCUCCUUCUUUGACCAGAGUAUGCUGGCAUCACGCUGGCCGGGCAAAGUCAAGCUGCUCUUGAUGGUGCGUGAGCCGGCAGACUUCUUAUGGGCAGCCUACAACAUCUGGAAGCUGCCAGGUGAGCCGAAGGGCGGCAGCCAGGAUGGCAGCACGGAUGCGAAGAUUCACGUCCGGAGCCCUGAGCUGUUCGACGAGUUGGUAUUGGCGGACGGCAAGAAAGAGGCCUGGGCACCCCGGGCCAACAAGAUCACCGGGCAGUGGUUCGACCAGAUCAAGAGCGUGAAGGAUGUCUACAGGAAUCUCCUCCUCUUGAAGUCUGAGGAUUUAUCGGACAAUCUGCGCGCAACCUUGGGGAGGAUGGGGUCGUUCUUUGGAGUGAACGCAUCGCUGUUCCCUUACGAGGUGACAGACGGCUAUUCGAACUCACUCGCUUCGCGUGUCGCACGAAAGCCUGUGUAUCAGAUUUCUGGAUGGAGGCCCAUGCUGUGCAGCACCAGGCGCUUCAUCUACUCCAAGACGCGAGAUGUUUGCGAAGAGUUGGAUUCCUUCGGGGUUCAUUACAGUGCCUGCCUGGGAGAGCAUGACGAAUGCGUGGACCCCAAGAAGGAGACAAACUCUUCUGCACCAUCGAAUCUGGUGGUUAUCGGAGGAUUUCGGACCUGUGGCACAAAACGGAUCUACAGCCUUCUGGAAUCGCAUCCCAACAUUGUCACCCUUUCAAUUCAGAUGGGUGCGAUGCCCAAUCUGCAAACCGAGUUUGAGGAGUCAGUCUUCGCUCUGGCGAAAGCCCUCCAAGUGCCUACGGGUCGUCCCUUGACCCAGGUCUGCGACGAGUUUGAAUUCAAGUUGCCGACCUUCACAGAGUGCGAUCGUCUCGUGAAGAAGAUCAAGGGCUGGUACAACACGUCCAUGCCAGCGACACUGGUCGUCACAGACCCCUCCUUCUUUGACAAGGGAAUGCUUGCAUCACGCUGGCCGGGCAAAGUCAAGCUGCUCUUGAUGGUGCGUGAGCCGGCAGACUUCUUAUGGGCAGCCUACAACAUCUGGAAGCUGCCAGGUGAGCCGAAGGGCGGGAGCCAGGAUGGCAGCACGGAUGCGAAGAUUCACGUCCGGAGCCCUGAGCUGUUCGACGAGUUGGUCUUGGCGGACGGCAAGAAAGAGGCCUGGGCACCCCGGGCCAACAAGAUCACCGGGCAGUGGUUCGACCAGAUCAAGGAUCUGAAGGAUGUCUCCAGAAAACUCCUCUUCUUGAAGUCUGAGGUGAUGGACGGCACCUCGCGCAUGGCACAGCUGCCUCUGCGGUUCAUCUACUCCAAGACGCGCGAUGUUUGCGAAGAGUUGGAUUCCUUCGGGGUUCACUACAGUGCCUGCCUGGGAGAGACUGACGGCUGCGUGGAUCCUGUGCCUGGGUCAUCCAAGAUGCCUAUGCCAGGAAGCUUUCCGUACUUGCCUUCCUUGCCGUUGAAGGAGUCUGCACCGUCGAACCUGGUGGUUGUCGGCGGAUUUCGGACAUGUGGCACAAGGCGAAUCUACGACAUGCUGGAAUCUCAUCCGAACAUUGCCACCCUGUCAAUUCAAACCGGUGCGAUCCCCAAUCUGCAACUGGAGUUUGAGGAGGCCGUCUUCGCCCUGGCAAAAGCGCUGCAAGUCCCUGCGGGCCGUCCCUUGAUACGGACUUGUGACCAGUAUAAGCCACACCAAGCACAGACCUUCAAAGAAUGUGAUCGUCUCGUGACCAAGAUCAAGGGCUCGUACAACACGUCCAUGCCAGCGACACUGGUCGUCACGGACCCUUCCUUCUUUGACAAGGGAAUGCUUGCGUCUCGAUGGCCGGGUAAAGUCAAGUUGCUCUUCGUGGUGCGUGAGCCAGCAGACUUCUUGUGGGCAGCCUACAACAUCUGGGUGCUACCCGGCGAGCCGAAGGGGCAAGAUGGCAAGACAGGGCCGAAGAUUCACGUCCGGAGCCCCGAGCUGUUCGACGAGUUGGUCUUGGCGGACGGCAGGAAAGAGGCCUGGGCACCCCGGGCCAACAAGAUCACCGGGCAGUGGUUCGACCAGAUCAAGGAUCUGAAGGAUGUCUCCGCGAACCUCAUGUUCUUGAAGUCAGAGGAUCUCGCGAAGACUUUGAGUGCAACCCUGGCGAGGAUGGGCUCUUUCUUCGGAGUCGACGCGGCGCUGUUCCCUUACGAGGUGACGGACGGCUACAUCAACUCUCUCGCUGCGCGCGUCGCACGGACGCCUCUGUAUCAGAUUUCCGGGUACAGGCCCAUGCUGUGCAGGACGAGGCGCUUCAUCUACUCCAAGACGCGUGAUGUUUGCGAAGAGUUGGAUUCCUUCGGGAUUCAUUACAGUGCCUGCCUGGGAGAGCAUGACGACUGCGUGGACCCCAAGAAGGAGACAAACUCUUCUGCACCAUCGAAUCUGGUGGUUGUCGGAGGAUUUCGGACAUGUGGCACGCAGCGAAUCUACGACAUGCUGAAAUCCCACCCGAACAUUGUCACCCUUUCAAUUCAAGCUGGCGCUCUGCCCAAUCUGGAGUUGGAGUUUGAGGAGGUGGUCUUUGCCCUGGCAAAAGCGCUGCAACUCCCUACGGGCCGUCCCUUGAUACAGGUUUGCGACGAGUUUCAAUUCAAAGUGCCUACCUUCGUAGAAUGUGAUCGUCUUGUGAACAAGAUCAAGGGCUCGUACAACACGUCCAUGCCAGCGACACUGGUCGUCACGGACCCUUCCUUCUUUGACAAGAGAAUGCUUGCCACACGCUGGCCCGGCAAAGUCAAGCUGCUCUUCGUGGUGCGCGAGCCAGCAGACUUCUUAUGGGCAGCUUACAACACUUGGCCGCUACCAGGGGAGCCGAAAGCCAAAAGCCAGGAUGGCCGCACGAACAUGAAGAUUCACGUCCGCAGCCCGGAGCGUUUCGACGAGUUGGUCUUGGCGGACGGCAAGAAAGAGGCCUGGGCACCCAGGGCCAACAAGAUCACCGGGCAGUGGUUCGAUCAGAUCAAGGAUCUGAAGGAUGUUUCCGCGAAACUCCUCUUCUUGAAGUUCGAGGAUCUUGCGGGCAAUUUGACCGACACCUUGCCGAGGAUGGGCUCCUUCUUCGGAGUGAACGCAUCGCUAUUUCCCUUCGAGGUGACGGACGGCUACAUCCACUCACUUGCUUCCCGCCUCGCGCGGACGCCCCUGUCUCAGAUUUCCGGGUACAGGCCCAUGCUGUGCAGGACGAGGCGCUUCAUCUACUCCAAGACGCAUGAUGUUUGCAAAAGGUUGGAUUCCUUCGGGGUUCACUACAGCGCCUGCUUGGGAGAGAAUGACGAAUGCACGGACCCCACAAGGGAAGCAAAUUCAUCCCCACCAUCGAACCUGGUUGUUAUCGGAGGAUUUCGAACAUGUGGCACGCAACGAAUCUACGACAUGCUGAAAUCCCAUCCGAACAUUGUGACCCUUUCAAUUCAAGUUGGUGCUCUGCCCAAGCUGGAAUUGGAGUUUGAGGAGGCAGUCUUCGCCCUGGCAAAAGCGCUGCAAGUGCCUACUGGCCGUCGUUUGAUACAGGUUUGCGAUGAGUUUCAAUUCAAAGUGCCUACCUUCAUAGAGUGCGAUCGUCUCGUGAACAAGAUCCGGGGCUCGUACAACACGUCCAUGCCAGCGACACUGGUCGUCACCGACCCGUCCUUCUUUGACAAGGGAAUGCUUGCCACACGCUGGUCCGGCAAAGUCAAGCUGCUCAUCGCGGUGCGCGACCCAGCAGACUUCUUAUGGGCAGCUUACAACACUUGGGCGCUACCAGGGGAGCCGAAUGGCAACAGCCAGGCUGGCAGCACGAACAUGAAGACUCACCGCCGCAGCCCGGAGCUGUUCGACGAGUUGGUCUUGGCGGACGGCAAGAAAGAGGCCUGGGCACCCCGGGCCAACAAGAUCACCGGGCAGUGGUUCGACCAGAUCAAGAAUGUGAAGGAUGUCUCUAGGAACAUCCUCCUCUUGAAGUUCGAG